UCGCCAUAUUAGUCAACUUGGGCCGGGCUUGUCAGAAAAAUUUCAUUACUUCGAAGAACGACUUUGAAAACCGAAGAUAUCGGGUUAUAUUGUGCAUUUUUCGUUUAGAUCUCUUGAACGGUUGUCGGGCAGGCAGAGAGCAGGAAUGAGGAGUCUGGUAGGACCUGUUCUACUGCAUAUGUGCUGGCUGGCCUACCUGGCCUCAGCACAGGUGAAUGAGAACACAGCGAUGGCCAAACAAUGCCAGGCGCAGGAGACGUGUGGGGCGUGUAUAGCGGAGUCCCAGCACUGUGCCUGGUGCACACAGGAUGGUUUUGACAAGAACAACCAAGCCCGGUGUGACCUGUACACCAGCCUGGUCAGCAAAGGUUGUGACCCCAGCUACAUCAUGAACCCAGACAACGAUGUCAAGUACACCAAGAACAACAAACUGCAGGACUCGGACAGUUUUGAUCAAGCUGUGCAAAUUAAGCCUCAGAGAGUUACCCUGAAAAUCAGACCAAACAAACCAGCCAGCUUCAAGGUGACCUUCAGACAGGCUGAGAACUACCCUGUGGAUCUCUACUACUUGAUGGACUUGUCAAAUUCUAUGGCUGAUGACAAAGAUAAUCUGGCCCGACUUGGUGUUUUGAUUGCCAGAAACAUGUCGGCCAUCACCAAAGAUUUUCAGCUGGGUUUUGGAUCAUUUGUUGACAAAGUCACCAUGCCUUAUGUCAGCACCAUCAAGAGCAAACUGCUGAAGCCAUGUAAAGAAUGUGCUGCUCCGUACGGCUUCAAGCAUAACCUGGCUCUGAACAAGAGCCCCAACAUUUUCCAGAGUAACGUAAUGGCAGCCCCCAUAUCCGGUAAUCUCGAUUCUCCAGAGGGCGGUUUUGAUGCCAUGAUCCAGGCCAUUGUCUGCAAGGAAAUAGGUUGGCGCAAUCCUUCCAGGAAGAUGCUACUUUUCUCCACUGAUGCAGGCUUUCAUUUCGCAGGCGAUGGAAAGUUGGGAGGCAUUGUAAAGCCCAAUGAUGGAAAAUGCCACUUGGAUUCUGAUGGAUACUACACCGAAAGCACUAAUCAGGAUUAUCCGUCCAUCAGUCAGCUGGCAGCCAAGAUCAGUGAGGAGAAUGUGAAUGUAAUUUUUGCUGUCACUGAAGGUCAGUUUCCCACGUACAAGAGACUCAGCAAGUACAUUGAGGGUUCAGUGGCUGGAGUUCUGGCCAACGACUCCUCCAACAUCGUGGACCUGGUGCAGAAAAACUAUAAUCUCAUCACAUCUAAAGUCAAACUCCUCACAGAAAAUGCUGAAGGCAUCACAGUUACAAUCAAGUCCAAGUGUAAAAACCCUAAUGGUGACCUGAAAGAAACCAGUGUAUGCGAGGAUUUGAAGAUAGGAGAGAGCGUUGAGUUUGACGUGUCUGUGGAGGUGAAGGAGUGCCCCGCUGACGAGAAAGUCCGUACAUUCACUAUUUCCCCGGUGGGACUGACUGAGAAACUCACCGUGAAGCUUGACCUUAUCUGCCAGUGUGAAUGUCAGAAAUCCGGGAUUCCCAACAGUCCAUUCUGUAAUGGCACGGGUACAUACGAGUGUGGUAGCUGUGCGUGUCCAGAAGGGCGGUAUGGCAAGUACUGCGAGUGUGACGGCUCUGAGGUAUCCAGUGAGCAGUCUGACGCCAGGUGUAUUAGAAAGAACACGACAAGCAUUUGUAUGGGUAGAGGAGAGUGUGUAUGCGGGGAAUGUAAGUGUUUUGCCCGCACACCAAAGUCUGAUAACAAAUUCAGCGGGAAGUUCUGCGAAUGUGACGAUUAUUCCUGCUACUCUGUUGACGGGAAAAAACUGUGCGGGGGCCCAGAACAGGGGGUGUGUAAAUGUGGGAAAUGUCUCUGCCAGCCAGGCUUCACUGGGGACGCCUGUGAUUGCCCCUUGAGCAACGCCACCUGUAUAGCACCCAGCAGUGGGCUGUACUGUAAUGGUAAUGGAGAGUGUGCAUGUGGGAAGUGUAGAUGUAAAGCCAAGUACAGAGGACCCACCUGUGAGGAGUGCCCGACUUGCCUGGGACGGUGUGCUGACAACAGAGACUGUGUCCAGUGUAAGGCCUUCCAGACAGGCCCCAAGACCAAGGAAGAGUGUGAUGCCCAGUGUCAGAAUAUAGAAAUGGUGGAUGAGGCGAAAGUGGAGCACCCUAACAUGACUCGGUGUCAGUUUAAAGAUGAGGAUGAUUGUACCUUCUAUUUCACAUACGAGUACAAAUCAUCAACAGAGCUCAUUAUCAAGGCCCAGAGAACUAAAGUGUGUCCUGAGGGAGUGAACGUGCUGGCCAUUGUGCUGGGUGUGAUUGGAGGGAUCGUGGCAGUGGGCCUGGCCCUGCUGCUCAUCUGGAAACUGCUCACCAUGAUCCACGACCGGAGGGAGUUUGCAAAGUUUGAGAAGGAGAGGAAAAAUGCCAAAUGGGAUACGGGUGAAAAUCCAAUUUACAAGCAAGCAACAUCAACGUUUAAAAACCCAACAUAUGCUGGGAAGAACUGAGGAAUGGAAUAGUGUGUAUCUGAGGAGUGUGAGUGAUAUAGUAGGAAGAAGAUUGCAGCCAGCCAGAUUUACCAAGUGCCUGGAGACUUCAUCAAGACCAAAAACUCCAUUAUCCAGCUGUCUGUUUCUCUGUAUCAAUGGGGUGUGGUAUUCAUGGUUAGGGAGACCGUUGUUGGAGCAUCUCCAUGGCAACAAAGGACACACUUUUGUUCGUCCAAUCAGCUUGAUGGAGUGGCACACAGAGUUACCUUGUGUGUAAAGUCUUGCAUUUUGUGCUUUGUGCCGCAUCAUCAUUGAUGAAGCCAUUUCUCACCAAAGUGCAUCUUCACAGUUUAGGAUGCGAUGUUUUUUAAUAAAUUUACAUUUUAAUGCUAUGGUGCUGGUGUUCUUAAAACCACAUCUCCAAAGAUCUCAAGUUUAGCUGUUUAUAACCAAAAGUGUGUAUUAACACACUAGUGAACCCACGUCUUCAGAUUUUACGCAGUCGCACAGGUACGAGCAUUUUGUGGGUUUAGAAAACGCUGGUGUGUUUGAAUGGUGAUGUAUGAAAUCGUAGUAUCAUCGCUGACAUUAAAGCUUGAUGCUUGAGUUUUGUGCUGUCUUUGAUAAGGAUUUAUUGUGAAUUUUUGAGUGAAUGGGUUGUCAGUGAUGUGUUAGAUGGGUCUGGUUAGCUGUCCAUGAGAAAAAUUAAUGUUACCAACCACGCUUUCCUGCCCUUCUCUGUUCAAAGUCUCAGGCUAAGUAUAUGUUCCACUCUGGAGAGAUUCCGUGAAAACAACUAUUCUCACAGUCACUGGUGUCAGAUGCACGCUGAUUGUCCUUUUCUGUCUUGAAUUUAGUUUAAACUGCUCGAUCAAAUUUAAAUCAGGUUUUAUUGAUUUUGCAUUGAGACUGUAAAGAAAGUAUUAACUUCUGAUAGCAAUAGAAAGGUGGCACACAGAUCAGUUUGUGGCGCUCUCAAAACAUCAAUAUUAAACUGGUAAGCCUAAUAUUCAACUAUUGAAUGCAUCUCUAGUGGAAUUCGCCUUUGAUAAUGAUAAUAUUAAUUAGCAAAUUGUGACUAUUAAUGUCCGGAACAACAUGGACUGCAGAAGUUAGGCUUCUUAACUCUGCUUACCUCUAGACAACGUCCCCAUUUGUCCACUACUGCUAAAGCGAGUCUCGAAAACAUCAUCACUUUCUUGCCUUAUAUGCACUAAAACAUUGCUGCUUCAAAGUGAUAACUUUGCUGAACAGGUGUGUCUUCCAUGUCAAGUCUGUGUAACCCAGAGUUAGACACUGUGGUGCUUUACGUUCGUGUGCUUUUAUUUCCAGUCUCUGUGAGCUUGUUUUGAAAUUUGUAGGGCAGUGAGAAGAUUAAUCUUGUGACAGAGGAAAGUUAAUUCUUUGGUAAUUUGUAAGGGGUUUUGUGCCGUCAGUCACCUUCAAUUCCGUAUUUUGCAGAAAUUAUGUCGUCAGCAGAACAAAUGAAAUGGGAAAACGUUUUAUUACAUUGUAAUGUUGAUCCAAACUUACAGAAGAAUCUCAGAAUUAUCUAACAUGUUACUACCUGUGUGGUUUUCAGCUCGCUUUAAGAUAUGCAUUUAUCAUGAAUUUCCACAUUUCUUUGAUUUAUGGGGGGGGGG
This is a messenger RNA of Liolophura sinensis, 4134 nucleotides long. Its product is annotated as integrin beta-1-like. The record is from RefSeq and is a predicted model, not a curated record. Lineage: Eukaryota; Metazoa; Mollusca; Polyplacophora; Chitonida; Chitonidae. Gene Ontology annotation, biological process: cell migration; cell-cell adhesion; cell-matrix adhesion. The transcript has 23 exons. Gene Ontology annotation, cellular component: integrin complex; cell surface; focal adhesion. Gene Ontology annotation, molecular function: integrin binding. The coding region runs from base 146 to 2509 and encodes 787 amino acids.